This is a messenger RNA of Armigeres subalbatus, 5490 nucleotides long. RefSeq lists its product as uncharacterized. NCBI's taxonomy places the organism in Eukaryota, Metazoa, Arthropoda, Insecta, Diptera, Culicidae. The transcript has 6 exons. The coding region runs from base 9 to 1961 and encodes 650 amino acids. Gene Ontology annotation, molecular function: nucleic acid binding. Gene Ontology annotation, biological process: DNA integration. The record is from RefSeq and is a predicted model, not a curated record.
UGGAGCUGAUGGGUGCCGUUCUGGGUGCGCGAAUGAGCCAGACAAUUCUGAGCAUGAACUCGUACCAGAUUGCCCGCACAGUUUUCUGGACGGAUUCCCGCACCGUGUGUAGUUGGCUCAACUCGGAUCAACACCGCUACAAGCAAUUCGUUGCAUUUCGAGUCGGAGAGAUUCAGGAGCUGACGAAGGUGGCGGACUGGCGAUGGAUUCCGACCAAGCUGAACAUCGCAGACGUGCUGACGAAGUGGGGUCAAGGUCCGCCGUUACAAAGUGAGGGAGAAUGGUUUUGCGGACCCUCGUUCCUAUAUCGGCCACAAGAACUGUGGCCAACGCUUGAAGUAGGGUACGAAGAGACCAACGAAGAAGCGCGAGGUGUCGUCCUAUUUCACGGGGCGAUCAACGUCGAACCGAUAUCCAGUUGGGCGAAGCUACUGCGAGUGACAGCGACCGUGGUACGCUUCAUCGCCAACUGUCGGCGAAAGAUACGAGGAGAGACGGUAGUUGCUGCACAGGCUACAGCAAAGCAGCAGCAGCUGAAGAAGACGACGGCAGUGAACUACGAAGCCAUCAAAGCGCCACUUCGGCGAGAAGAGCUCCAGCAGGCGGAGACAAUCCUGUGGCGGCAGGCUCAGUGGGAUAGCUUUCCGGAUGAGAUGAGCACGCUAACCAACAACGUAGCACGACCGCCGGGAGCACGGUUGGAAAGUAUAAAAAAGAGUAGCCAAAUCUACAAAAGUUCACCGGCAUUAGACAACGAAGGGGUACUACGCAUGGAUGGAAGACUGGCAAACAGCGUGGAGAGUUCCUUCGACCAACGGUACCCGAUAAUUUUGUCGCGUUCACAUGCGAUAACGCAGAAGCUGAUACAGCACUACCACGAGCAGUUCGGACACGGUAAUUCGGAGACCGUAUUCAACGAGAUGAGGCAGCGGUUCCAGAUCCCGAAAAUGCGUCCAGCGAUUCAUCAGGUAGUUAGCAAAUGUAUCUGGUGCAAGGUCAACAAGUGUCGUCCACGAACACCGAGAAUGGCUCCACUGCCGGUUGAACGGGUAACGUCUAGUCUUCGGCCAUUCAGCUCCGUAGGCUUAGAUUACCUGGGUCCGGUGGAAGUCACGGUUGGCCGGCGAAAAGAGAAGCGUUGGGUGGCAGUCUUCACCUGUUUGGCUGUACGUGCAGUGCACCUAGAGGUUGUGCACAGUCUCACAACCGAGUCGUGUCGGAUGGCCAUCACUCGUUUCCGCAGCAAGUUUGGCAAGCCAAGCCAAAUAUUUUCCGACAAUGCCACUUGCUUUCGCGGAGCGAACAACGAGAUGGUGAAGAUGGACGUCAUCAAUCGGGAGUGUGCAGAGAUCGUGGGCAGCUCAUCUACCGCGUGGCAUUUUAUUCCACCGGGUACCCCACACAUGGGAGGUGUCUGGGAGCGAAUGGUGCGGUCGGUGAAAGAGGCGAUGCGGGCGCUUGACGACGGGAGAAAGCUCUCGGACGAGAUCUUGGCGACAACUCUGGCGGAAGCGGCGGACAUGAUCAACACGCGUCCGUUGACCUACUUGCCGCAAGACUCUGGCGAAGCAGAAGCACUGACGCCGAACCAUUUUCUACGGGGAACGGUGUCGGGUGCUGACUUGGAGGUGGAGAGGUUUUCGACGGGUCCUGCCGAAGCUCUGCGGAACGUUUACAAGCGGUCCCAGCUUCUGGCAGACAAAAUGUGGGAGAGAUGGUGCCGGGAGUAUCUUCCGACGAUCAACCAGCGGUCGAAAUGGUUCGACGAACAGAAGCCGAUCGACGAAGGUGACCUGGUAUUCGUGGUCGAUGGGAAGAACCGGAAGUCCUGGAAACGAGGCAUUGUGGUGGCGGUGAUGAAGGGUUCGGACGGACGGAUUCGAAUGGCGGACGUGAGAACUGCGGACGGCAAGGUUCAGAGACGAGGUGUGGUGAAUCUAGCGGCGUUGGAGAUUCAGUAAAUCCGGGAAGACCGGAUGUUACGGGCUGGGGUGUUACGACGCCGCGUUAACAGCCCUGGUCGCAGCAUAACAGCAGCAUGACAACUCGCACGCAUCAGUGGUAGUAUAAGGAAGACAGAGAGAAUUAUUACGGUGGUGGUAGGUAGUGUAGGAAGUAAACAGGAGGAAGAAAAAUAAUAAACAAAGUUCGCCAUCGCUUUGGAAUGUGAAUUCACAAUUAAUUAGAUAGCAAAUCGAAAAUAGUUCUCGUGGAAUUUAAUUGUAUUUUUAAAUCGUUUACGAUUAGCAGGAAAAGGUAUCAGUCAGUUGUGAUAAUAAAUCCAACUCGGUUGAAAAUCAAAAUCCCAGUUCGGAGUGACUUCGGCUACCAAUCAGGUGGAUUUGCAGUCAAAGUAAAGUCGAUCCAGUUCCACGGAAAAGUCGCUGGCAAAAGUAGGGUAGUUGAACCAUACUUCAACACCCAAAUAUAAGGAAUCGAGGAGCAUUGGUACAGUGGGAGAAACCAGUUUAUUUUUCAGCAUUGCUGAAAACUAAUCAGCUGCUUCGGGAAAACUUGGUUUCCUUCAAAGAUUCUAUCUAAUGUGAUAGAAAGGCGCGCUAUGGAGCGGCUAAAGUUAUGGAAAAUGGAGUACGAGGAUAGAGAGAAGCAGAUAGAACACGACUAUCAACAGAGCCUUUUGGAAAUAGAAGAGGAAUUUAAGAAAGCUGCAGAAAAGAUCCGGUCAGAAUUUGCUGCAGAACGACAAAAAAUUAUUACGCAGUGUGGUGAGACAACUGCAUGCAACAGGACAUGAGGAUCCGCUUCGUCUGCGAAAAAAUAAUUUCAAGAGCCAAGCGUCUGUGUUGAUUCGUUUUUCCAAGGGAUAAGCCUGCUGAAUAUUCUUCAUCCAACCACAAAAAAUGGCGACUAUCGGACUUCAAGUUCAUCCGGCACCCGAAAUCUGCUUUGCUAAGCUGUUCAAGACCAUUGGCGUGUAUGAGCGUGCAUGACAGAGAAGAAUUUUAAUCUGCAUUUACAUCUGGUACAUGAACUUUUGCUUUGAAAAUGGUUUUGUGUUAUGUCUUUUAGGUAUUAGUGGCAAGUCCGAAUUGGAUUUUGGAUCAAUAAAAACACAUAUUUGGCAUGUAUGGCAUCAAUAAAAAUCAUGUUAUGCAUAAAUCAAACGAACUGUCUCGUUUUAUUAAAAACAAUUAAUCCCAGAAUUACAAUAUUUUCAGUAAAAUUUACAAAAUUUUCGGUGAUUUGCCAUGUUUUCGACGAUUCCAGUAAAUUACAGAUCUUGGUUAUUUUUCGGUAAAUGUUACCGAAUUUUCGGUAAAUUUGACAAACGAUGCCUCUGACACAGAUUACAAACUUUUCGGUAACAUCUUAUUUUACCGAAACGUUUACCGAUCGUUCAGCUGUUGAGAAUUCGGUGAAUAAUUUACCGAAGUCGGUAAUUUAUUCUAAGUGUGAGUAUGUUUAUCAUAAACUUCUGCGGGAAAUUGAAACAACAUCGGCCGCUGGUUCUUCAGUUUAUGCAUCUAUGCAUAAACAAAUCACAACAACGGGAUCGUCCACGGUUAAGAUAAAUGAUCGGAAGAACAUCACUAGCUGCGAGAUUAAACCAAUUGAUGUUCAAAAACACUUUAAUACUAUCCAACAAAUCACUAAUCUUGAACCUUUCCUUUCCAAAAAUACGGGAAAACAAGCAUCGAAACUACUUUCGUACAUCACGAUGAAUGAAUGCAAAUGGCUUGUAUGGCAAUGCGAAUUAUACGGUUUGUUUGUUAUUUUCGACCCAGGAGGUAUUAGUGCGAGGGAACCUGUAUAUCAAAUACUAUUGGCAAACAGUACGCACAUCACUACAGCGAAUACGACAAGUGAUCGGUGGCUGUUGUAGGAGUUAUUCCAUGGGAAUUUAACAACAAACUAUUUGGCUGGUUACCAGUGUCACGUUCGGGGGUGUUAAGAAAGUUCAUUAGUUGAUUGGUGAAACUGGCAACACGGAAAAGUUGAAGAAUAUUAUAGUGAAAAAUAUGUUGGGAAAAAAGGUCCGCUAAAUUAUAAUACUAGAAUGUAAGUUUUGGAUAUGAAUUAAUAUUGUAUUUGAAUAAUAAAUUAAUUAAUUACAGCUUUGAAGCUGAUCAAAAAGAAUCUGCUAUCAAAAAGUAUUUUGAUGUGACUAUUCCCAACAGUUGGUUACGGGGAGCUGCUGUUGUCGGAUAACUUCUUCUCGUAGGAGUAGGAUAGAUUCACCGUCGAGGACUACCAGAGUCGUUUGAGAUCGCUAUCGAGGCGGGAGCUGAAUGGCUCAAUGACUAAGUUGCCCAGUCAUUCUACUCUCUAAGUAGAGUCGAGUACCGACUUAAAACGGCGGCUAAUGGCCAUAAAACCGUGGCGGAUCCAAUCCUGCCACCCAGUUUUGCCUACUGGGUGGGAGCAGGUUCCAAUGAGCUAAUAAACUAUAGAUGAAGACUCGUCAUUGGCAAAACAUCUUUUGCUGGCGAGGAUAGGGCGCUAAAUGUCAACGAAGGAAAAAUCAGUACGUAUUGACAGAUGUGUACCCAACAUGUUUGGGAACGAGAACAAAGGGAACCGCAGCGACAACCGUCCUCUAUAGUUUACUAAGGUCGUAAACAAAAUUAUCUGCUUGAUGAUUGAAUGCAUAGCUUUCGCCUACAAUUAUUAUAGUUCAUUGAACCGGUAAAUAUCAAUGUUCAUGAUCCCUUAUCAUGAAGAAUCAUUUUUAUUUCGCGAUAGGAAUUACACAACCAUUGAAAACGAUUAAUUCACAUAUGUUUUCAAUUGAGUGCCAAACCUUGGUUACGACGUUAUGAAAUGUCACCUAGAUUUGUUGAGUUUCCACGGUUUCCACACGUGGAUUUCCCUAUUGGACCCGACCGUUUGAAAUAGUCGCUCCUUGAACGGUCGUUGAAAUCGCCGUUUUCACCUUCACACCCGUCUUCAUAGUAAAAUCUGUCAAAACUGACAAGUCUGCCACGUGGUUUUUGCUGUUUACCUCGGACUUCUCUUUCUUUUUCCGAUGUUUUGACAUCUGUUUUGAUAGACAAGAAGCAAAAAACAAGGUAAUCUACCAAACAUUUAAUGAGUUUGGCAAACCUUGCAGGAAAAGGGAACGUUUGAAAUAGGCAAGUGAACCGACCUUCGAUUCCAUUGGUCAAGUAAAUCCACAAUACCAAACAAGAAGAAGAUCGUCAUCCAGCUGGUUUCUCUCUCUCAGGUUUUCUACCUCUAUGGUAGGCUCAGAUACCAUUUCCUGACUUGCGCUGAUCUGGCUCUGAACUCGUAAAUGUAAACCCUCGCAUCGACACGCUGGGCUGGCAGAUUCCCCGGUUGCGGGUGUUUGUCUAGCAGCUAUAUAACAGCAUCGAGUUUGCGAGCCUUAUGGUACGUUUUGACAGGGCAAGUGAAUUGAACAACUCAGGGUCUGUCUCAUUUGGAGAAUUAAACUAAAAAGUGACAGUUCGAAAAUUAAAAAAACACCCCGUUAUAAGAAUGGCUGGUGCUACCCAGCAAUUCCAAUAA